Dacryopinax primogenitus is the source of this 162-nucleotide messenger RNA. RefSeq lists its product as uncharacterized. The transcript has a single exon. The annotation marks the transcript as partial. NCBI's taxonomy places the organism in Eukaryota, Fungi, Basidiomycota, Dacrymycetes, Dacrymycetales, Dacrymycetaceae. The record is from RefSeq and is a predicted model, not a curated record.
AUCACUGCUAGGUUCUGCAACACACAUAAAGAGUUGCAGAAUAUCUGCUCUAUUCAGGGGUGUUUUCAGCUGGUCCAACAAGGCUGCCUCACAUGUUCAGAUCCUGAGCACUUAUAUGUUCAAACUAUGUAUGAAGAAAGGGGGAAAUCAAUGCUUCACCUU